AUGAAGAUCAUCUCGAUCCAGAUCCUCGCGGUCGAGCCGGCGAGGUCAGCGAUCCCCGCCGUACCCGUCGCCGCCGCAUUGAACCUGUCCUCGUUCUCGUUCUAUCAACGAUCAGUGUAAGUUGGCCGUUCGUUAUGCGAGUCGGACGAUAGCGAAUUAGCGAACGGCGGUCGUCUUUCGAUCAAGCCGAGUCGGUGGUGGUGGUGGUGGUGGUGGUGUCGUGCGACUGCGCAUGUGGGAGCGAUACGGCGCAUGGGAGCGACCAUUCGGGUGUUCAAAAGGAAGCAAAGGCCAUGUCGUCGAAGCGCUCAAGGUGAUGCACUCGCUGCUGGAGCUGCAACCCGCUCGUGUUGACCCGACCGAGCUCACGCUGCUCCCGGACACGCCGCGUCACGUCCGCGUCACGUCCCCAACCCGUCGUCCAAGGCGCCCCCCGACCGAAUCGGCUCCCUGGCUGGAUCGUCCUCACCAAAGCACAACCCCGUUCACUGACACCUAAACCCCCCCCCCCCCCCCAUCCACCUUGCAGCAUAUCUCAAUUCAUGGAUUUCUUCUCCCGAACGGUCGCCGAGCGAACCGCGCCCGGUCAACGCCAAUCGGUCGAACAAGAAUCCGCCUCGACGGCCUACACCGCCCACGCCUACACCCGCGCUUCGGACAACCUAGCCGGCGUGAUCAUCACCGAUCAGGAAUACCCCGUGCGCGUCGCGUUCUCGUUGAUCAACAAGAUCCUCGACGAGUUCACCACCCAGGUCAAGAGGGACGUGUGGGAGGCCAAGGCGAGGGAAUCGAGGCAGGCCGGCAAGCAGUACCUCGUCGAGUUCCCGCAGUUGCAAGAGUAUUGCACCAAGUACCAGGACCCCAAGCAGGCCGACACGAUCAUGAAGGUGCAGCAAGAGUUGGACGAGACCAAAAUCAUUCUCGUCCGUUCAGUCGCUCGGAAAGAAAGACGAGGCUUGACACCUGACUCGGUCCCCACACCCUACAGCACAAGACGAUCGAAUCCGUUCUGGAACGAGGGGAGAAACUUGACAGUCUGGUCGACAAAUCCGCCGCACUCUCAGCUUCGUCAGUCCAAGCUCUUUACCGCAACGUCAAUGCAUCGAAGGAACGAGAAGCUCAUACUCAAGCCUGUCUCGCUCGCAGAUCUAAAAACUUUUACAAGACCGCACAAAAGCAAAACUCGUGCUGCGUCGUCAUGUAA
Molecule: messenger RNA, 1204 nt
Organism: Microbotryum saponariae
Lineage: Eukaryota; Fungi; Basidiomycota; Microbotryomycetes; Microbotryales; Microbotryaceae
Source: the annotation of a GenBank genome assembly